AUGUUUGCCCGUCGCUGCGCUCGUCUUGCCACUUCGCGGACUGCCGUCCCCUUGAGCUCCUACCUGGCCCGUGUGAGACAGUACUCCUCCGGGCCAAGCUACGAGCACAUCCUCACAUCCACCCCGAAGCCCGGAGUCGGCCUGAUCACUCUCAACCGCCCCAAGGCUCUCAAUGCCCUAUGCAGCCCUCUCUUUACUGAGCUCAAUGACGUCCUGAGCAAAUACGACAAUGACAAGGACAUUGGCGCGAUCAUCAUCACCGGAAGCGAGAAGGCUUUCGCCGCCGGCGCCGACAUCAAAGAAAUGCCCGUCAUCGCCGCCGUAUCUGGCUACGCCCUCGGCGGUGGCUGCGAACUCGCCAUGAUGUGCGACAUCCUCUACUGCACCUCGAACGCGACCUUCGGCCAGCCAGAGAUCAAGCUCGGGACUAUCCCCGGUGCCGGCGGAUCGCAGCGUCUUAUCCGGGCCAUUGGCAAGAGCAAGGCUAUGGAGCUGAUUCUGACGGGGAAGAACUUUAGUGGUAAGGAGGCUGGGGAGUGGGGGCUUGCGGCGCAGGUGGUUGAUGGUGGGAAGGAGGAGUUGCUGGAGGUUGCGAUCAAGACUGCGGAGACUAUUGCGGGAUAUAGUCGGGUGGCUGUUGUUGCGGGUAAGGAGGUUGUGAAUAAGAGCCAGGAAUUGUCGUUGAGGGAGGGGGUUGAGUAUGAGCGAAGGCUUUUCCACAGUUUGUUUGGUAGUAAGGAUCAGAAGAUUGGUAUGACUGCCUUUGCUGAAAAGAAGAAGCCCGAGUGGUCCAACGAGUAA
Messenger RNA from Penicillium daleae, 801 nucleotides. RefSeq names its product enoyl-CoA hydratase echA (gene echA). Gene Ontology annotation, molecular function: enoyl-CoA hydratase activity. The transcript is spliced from 5 exons. The coding region runs from base 1 to 801 and encodes 266 amino acids. The record is from RefSeq and is a predicted model, not a curated record. Lineage: Eukaryota; Fungi; Ascomycota; Eurotiomycetes; Eurotiales; Aspergillaceae. Gene Ontology annotation, cellular component: mitochondrion. Gene Ontology annotation, biological process: fatty acid beta-oxidation.